Phymastichus coffea is the source of this 813-nucleotide messenger RNA. RefSeq names its product coatomer subunit zeta-1 (gene zetaCOP). Gene Ontology annotation, cellular component: COPI vesicle coat. Gene Ontology annotation, biological process: intra-Golgi vesicle-mediated transport; retrograde vesicle-mediated transport, Golgi to endoplasmic reticulum; intracellular protein transport. Lineage: Eukaryota; Metazoa; Arthropoda; Insecta; Hymenoptera; Eulophidae. The record is from RefSeq and is a predicted model, not a curated record. The coding region runs from base 158 to 721 and encodes 187 amino acids. The transcript is spliced from 5 exons.
GUUACCAUCCAAUAUAAUAAAAAUAAAAAAUUUAGUAUAAAAAGACUGUAGUAAACUUAAUUUAAAUAAAUUAAAUAAUAAAAGAAUUAUGGACGGUCAAUUAUUGGUAACAAUCUAAUUAGAUUAUGACAAAUCUAUUUGUUUUCAAGAUCAGUUUAUGGCAGUCAGAAUAAAUAAAAAUGAAAUCGAACCUGCAUUAUACAUGAUUAAAGGUAUAGCUAUUCUUGAUAAUGAUGGUAACAGGAUCUUAGCCAAAUAUUAUGACAAGAACAUUUUUCCAACAUCUAAGGAACAAAAGGCGUUCGAAAAAAAUUUAUUUGGUAAAACGCAUAGAUCUAAUGCAGAAAUAAUGAUGCUUGAUGGGUUAACAUGUUUAUAUAAAAGUAACGUUGACUUAUUUUUUUACGUUAUUGGUUGUGUAUAUGAAAACGAGUUGAUUUUAAUGAGUGUAUUAAACUGUCUAUAUGAAUCUAUUAGUCAUAUUCUUCGAAAAAAUGUUGAAAAAAGAACUGUAUUAGAUAACUUGGAUAUAAUUAUGCUGACUAUUGAUGAAAUAUGUGAUGAAGGUUUCAUGGGUUGUAGUAUCAUUCUUGAUGCUGAUGCUACAAGUGUUGUUCAAAGAGUAUCUUUAAGGACUGAUGAUAUACCUUUAGGAGAACAAACUGUAGCUCAAGUAUUACAGUCUGCAAAAGAGCAAUUGAAAUGGUCUCUACUAAAAUAAGAUUCAAAUAUUGUCAUUUUCAAUAAUGUAUUCUCAAUAUUAAAUUGAAAAAUAAAUUCUAUGGUUGUAUCAAAUUUUCUAGUUAAUAUAUA